CGGAUUGCCUUGCAGGCAGAUCCAGUUAUGUUUAUCUAAAGAUUUGUUAUUAAAAAGAGUUUUAAAAGGCACUAAAUGUUAUUUUCUUUAAAAUAUUGCAUGGGCUAAAAUUAAUAAUUGCCAAAUUAAAUAACCAAAAGGUAGCUGUGGAAGAAUAUUAUGGCACGCUGGUGUGGAAAUGCACUCAUAAUGACAUUAGGCUUAUUUUGCCUUUUGUCGUACUGCAGUUCAACUACAGUCACUGGACAACUGCGAGGACAUUUGAAACCACUUGGAUCGCACAAACCUCCAACCGUUCAAAUUGACGAAUUCAACGUUCAAAAUGCACCUCGGCCCGCUGAAUUUUUUGAAAAAUAUGUGAAGAUAAGUAAGGCCGCCAUAUUCCGUGCCGCAGUUACGGGUAGCAGAGCUUUCAAUUUAUGGACUGAUGAAUAUGUUCGGGAAAAUUUUGGUGAUAUGGAAGUCAGAUUAGAAGGAAAGCACGAAAAGCGUCAUUUACCGCCUAUUGGAGAAAGAUAUUUAGGACGAGACUCUCUUCGCCAUUUUGUCGAUACUUACCACCUCCCGAAAGAUAACACUUAUAUUGUAUCUGAUCUGCCCGAAGCAAUGUACAAAGAUGUAAAUGUGGUUCCAUCAUUGGGAGCAUGUGGACAGAUGAAAAAAAGAAUCGUUGAAGUUAAUAUCUGGUGGAGCGGUGGUGGAACAUCCAGUAUACUGCAUAAAGAUGCGUACCAUCAAAUGAAUUGCCUCAUGAACGGAACAAAGCACUGGAAACUAAUUGAAUAUAAAUAUGAGAAAGAUAUUCAUAAACAUCCUGAACCAGAAUACGAGCAAGGAGGGUUCUCAGACAUUAAUCCCCAGUCAGUAAAUCUGAAGAAGCAUCCCAAUAUUACGAAAGUUGAAUGGUCCAACAUUACGAUACAUGCCGGAGAUUGCUUGUAUUUGCCAAAAAGUUAUUAUCACCAAGUGAUAUCCGAGGGUACGCAUAACCUCGCUGUUUCCCUUCUUUUCGCAAGAUUUGAUGGAAAGGAUUCACUCGAUUUCUCAGAUUGCACAGAUGACAUAGAUUAUACAAAAUCGCGACCUCUGAAUGAAUACGACGUUCAACUUGUAUGGAAGGGAACAGGAAUGAUGGUGAUGGGAAGAGCAGAUUUAGAAGAUCAAUUUAGAUCAUCAUUGUUGGAAAAGACGACUGAAUACGAGUCAAAAGACAAGAAGUGUGAUUUAGAUGCAGUAAAAGAACUGCUCGAGGAAAUGGUGCCUGGCGAGGAUCAAAGGAUACAAGGAGAAAUUUCAAAGGCAUUCAAGAUUAUGGACCGGAAUGGCGAUGGAAUUGUUACGACCACGGAAGUGAAAGAAUUGACUCUUUCUGAGUUACAAUUAAUUGGAGAGGAGGUUGAAACGUACGAACCGUCCAACAGCUACGAUUUUGAGUAUUCAAUAAUUUCAUUUGAGAAUGUCUGGUGGGCUGUUAAAUAUUACUUGAAAAAAUACGAAAUUCUUGAACGUGAUAUUUGGAUGCGUAAGUACAUGCUGAUGGGAGGAACAAAGGAAUGCGCUGACGAGAUAUUUUCAUCACUCUCCGGCGGAAAACCAAAUUUAGUAACUAAAGAUGUUACCAAAGAUGAUAUCUGGAAGGCACUAGAGAAAUGGGUCUAUUUUUGGGCACCACAAUAUUCUAAUUUACCACGUAAACCACAGAAAGGAGACGAAAGAUUUUUGCAUGAAAUGCUAGAAGACGGUGAAUUUAGUUGGUUAGAAAUACAGGAUUUAGACGACGAAAAGAUGAAUAAAAAGACCCGGAAGCCCAAACUGACGAAAGGACAACCCAAAGAGGAACUUUGAGUUCUUAUUUUCAAAGUGAAAACCUAUUCGUAGCUAGAGGAAUUGAAUGAUUCUGACAAUUAUGCUAUUGAGUUAAGAGAUAAAAACUAAAAAGAAAUGUUUCACUGUUAUGCCAGAUUUAAAAUAAGUUUUUUUUCUAAUUUCCUAUUUGCUUACGAAGAAUGCAUAUGUUGAUUAUAAUUGAUUAUACAAAUGCUCACCAUUGAUAAAUAUGCAAACAAUAG
This is a messenger RNA of Styela clava, 2069 nucleotides long. RefSeq lists its product as uncharacterized. The record is from RefSeq and is a predicted model, not a curated record. Gene Ontology annotation, molecular function: calcium ion binding. Lineage: Eukaryota; Metazoa; Chordata; Ascidiacea; Stolidobranchia; Styelidae.